Molecule: messenger RNA, 1929 nt
Organism: Athalia rosae (coleseed sawfly)
Lineage: Eukaryota; Metazoa; Arthropoda; Insecta; Hymenoptera; Athaliidae
Exons: 4
Coding region: 731-1339 (202 amino acids)
Source: RefSeq, a predicted model, not a curated record
UCUAUCUUUCUUUUCUUUUCUCUUCUUCGCCCGCCGCCGCUUUCUUUGCGGCGAAUACGAGUGAACGGUACGAAGGAGAGGAACGAUUAAUACGGGAUUCCUUACGUUCUCCCGAUAUCCCGAGGUCCGAGGUAAGACCUCCUACGAUGACGCCAUCUCGACGCCGAUGCGGCAUGAUUAAUGGAAACGGUAUUGCGAUCCUCGCAAAUGUUUCGGAGGCUCUUUUUUCCCAAGUAGGAUAAGUGUAGGACGUCCGAAGAACGGCGUAAUUUAUUUUCAUCCCGGUUUUCUCGCCCGUUCGUUCCCGAUCUCCCGGCCCGCGAGAUCACGACGAAAGGCGCCUGUUGGCGGACGUUGUAUCUGGACGAGAUUGUAUCAGCUUUGUUAGUGUUUCAGCGUUUCCAGAGCGAGGAACGUUCGUCGUCGAUCGUUUAUUAUUUUCUUCGUUAACUUAACGCCGUACCGAAAUCUCCGAGGGGGUCAGCUCGGCUUCCUCAGCUGCCGGUACUUCGACGCAGCGAGUGCAUCGCGAGAGAGGCGAGAGAGGCGAGAGAGGCGAGAGGCAAGUGCGAGUGCUCAAAAGUACUCGAGAGCGAAGUGGCUUCAACACUCAUUGUCAGACGCAGUAACGGACGAGGUGUUCUUUUCCUGCAGUAGUUUCGGCCACGUUGGUUAUACUCGUGCUCCGGCCAGCGUGACGGACGCGGUGCUGCUCGGCGAAAUCGACAUCAUGACCGACGCGGAGGAGGUUGAAAUUUCCACCGAGGAACCCGAGACGCCGAAAAAAUGUAAAUUCGGAGGAACGACCUACGCCCACGGUCAAACGAUAGCGACGAGCGACGCCUGUUCCCAUUGCCUCUGCGUGGCGGGUGAAGUUUACUGCUGGUGGCAGGACUGUCUUCUCCACUCCGAGCCGGAGGAGUUUGAUAACUUUGAGGGAAACUUGAGGAGCAGCAGCAGCAGCAGCAGCAGCGAGUCGCCUUCCUUGGGGUAUCCGUCAGCGAAUAAUUCGUCAUACGGAAAUGACGAUAACGGCACACUGCUACAGGCCACCGAGGGGUUGGAGGGCCUCCAGAUACUCGACGAAGACGGUUACAUCGACGUUAAUUCAACUUACCAGGAUUUAGUCGUCCAGAGCACGCCGCCCGCGACGUGCGUCGUUAUGGGAAUCGAGUACAAGGAGGGCGAAGCGCUGCCGCACUCGACUGGAAAUUGCGUGCAAUGCGGUUGCGGAGCAUCGGGUCGGGUCGAGUGUUCCCCUCAGGACUGCGUUCCGCUGUUACAGCCUCCCUCGGGAGGAGGUCUGGACCUGUCCCGAGGAAUGGACGAAAUUUUCUAAGCCCAGCUUUCGCCCGAAUUCACGAAAGUGCGAGUGAUAAUCUACGGGAAAUAUCGUCUCCUGAAAAAUAAUAAUGAAAAUAUGAUGAGAAAAGAGAAACGAAAUCGAAAGAAAUUAUUAUGAAUUAAAACUCAAGGAAAAUUAUCAAAUCAACAAAUAGCCUUUUUUCCAUUUUUCAUCGUUACAUGCAGUAUUGUUAGAAUACCGCGUUUGAUAAAUGAAGAAAAACUGAGAAUCAAUGUUGAGAAAUGUUAUAGCCUAAUUAUAGAUUAAAUUAUAAAUUACGUAGAACGUCUAGCCUAGAUUUUUUUAACUCCGAAAUGAAAAAAAAAAAAAAAAAAAAAAUUUAAGAACGAAAAAACAACAAGUUAAAAUACGAGUGCAGGAUUAACAUGAUCGAAUUUUGUAGAACUCCUUUUGACUUUUAAGACCUAAUUAAGUACAUUAAUUAUAAUUAAUGUAUAAUAACUGUAAAUGAAUUACAGAAAAGCAACAACAAUAUUCUUGACCCAUAUCAUGACCCCAUAUCGUAAAUGAAUAUAAAAUUUCACUAUAAUGUUAAAUUGAACGAUAGAGAAGGAGAGAAAGAA